UCGUUGCAUCUUUUGUCACAGAUAGACGCAGAUCGCUGGGGCGUCCAGCAGACACUCAAUUGUUAUUUUUUGUUAUUCCAAACCAUUCAAAAACGAAAUCAUUUUCAAAAGAAAAUCAAAAUGUUGUUAUCGGGUCUACCGCCGUUGGUCGUUUUCAGUGUCGUAUUAAUCAUCAUUACCGGAACUAGUGCGUUCGACAAUAGUGAGGAUGAAGUUAUUGAACAGGAUCGUCACCAUGAUGACUACGCGUCGCAACCUUCUUAUUUCAUCCGCACCAGCAUCCAUCCGUUCAAACGCUACUGGAUGAAUCGACCACCAACUUUCGCCGAAAGUCGAAGCAGCGAAGGUGAAAUCAUCGAAGCCUCUGCUGAAGAAAGAGCCCGGAUGUUGAACAGAUUCAAACCUUCCAACAAACGAGUAGUCCCUAUCGUUGAUUCCGGUGAUGACGAUCUGCUAUCGAGUCGUUUCCUCACUCGGAUCCAAUCCAAGAGCAACAAGAAUAAAAAGAACGGCAACAGCAACGCGCCCAGCUUUUUCGCCCGGAUGAGAAACAUGAAUCCGCUGUCGACUUUUAUGCCGUGCGAGGCCACGACCGGCAAAGAAGGCGGAGUCUGCCUACCGUCGCCCGUCUGCUCCUUUUACGGCGGCCGGGCCGUCGAUGGCGAUUGCAACAUGGCCUCUUCCUGCUGCAUCAACGAGGUGGAAAAGUGCGGAGCGCUGGUGACGCUCAACAACACUUAUUGGCAAGCGCCGGCCGCUGUGAGUUCGGGCAGCAGUUGCGGGUUGACGGUCAAGCUGGACGAGAACCUGGUCGAGCAGAAGAAGACCAUCUGCCAGAUAAGACUGGAUUUCAUCUCCUUUUUGAUCGAGCAACCCAACGAGCAGUCCGUCUGCAGUGUGGACAGUUUCCAAGUGGCCGGCGCCAUCAAUAAAGUGCCCGUCAUUUGCGGUGACAACGACGGACAACACAUGUAUUUGACGCUCCCGCGUGACGCCACCAGCGCCCAGUUAAUUAUGACGUUCGGCACUUCGACCAUCCCUCGCUUCUGGCGAAUCAAGAUCGCCAUGCUGCCCUGCGAUUCAGAUUAUUUGGCCCCGGAUGAGUGCCUGCAGUAUUUCACGUCGACGGUCGGCUCGAUCGUCACAUUCAACUGGAAGGACACCACCUCGAGGACCACACGUCAACUGGCCAAUCAGGAUUAUUACAUGUGUUUCAGGACAGAAUUGGUGCACAGACAAGCGGCCAGCGCCCAGGUAGCGACGACAUUGUGUCUCUCACAUUGUCAAGUGUCCAGCGGCUUACCAUUCAGCCUGUCGGGCGAUGCUGAGCCGCCGACUAGCCAAUCGAUUGGCGAUGAGUCGUGCAGCAACGACUACAUCGUCUUCCCUGGCGGAUACAGUUUCCCGCCGACCGUUCCGGUCAAGCAGCGGGAUCGUUUCUGCGGAUCCAUUCUGUCGCAGGCCGAAUCAGGCACCUUGCCCCAAACGAUUUGCAGUUCAGCCAAGCCGUUCCGGUUGCUCUACCGGACAAACAGCGACGAAACGUUAACUCCGGCGACGGAUCCUAAUCCGCUUUUGGGCAAUCAAGGAUUCUGUUUAAAAUACGAGCAAAGGUUAUCCUAGGAAAUGAGAUAGCCGCGCGGGAAAUUUGAAAUCGUUAAUUAUUUAAAAAAUAUUAUUUGAUCGCCAAGGAUGAGAAGCUAUUCAAUCACACCAACCCUCACGUAUAUCGAGCGCGUUA
Molecule: messenger RNA, 1741 nt
Organism: Daphnia pulicaria
Lineage: Eukaryota; Metazoa; Arthropoda; Branchiopoda; Diplostraca; Daphniidae
Exons: 9
Coding region: 121-1623 (500 amino acids)
Source: RefSeq, a predicted model, not a curated record